Messenger RNA from Caenorhabditis angaria, 3257 nucleotides. NCBI's taxonomy places the organism in Eukaryota, Metazoa, Nematoda, Chromadorea, Rhabditida, Rhabditidae. The record is from the annotation of a GenBank genome assembly.
AUGCUACAUGUUUAUGGGAGAAAAGUAUUGAAGAAUGUUUUGGAAACAGCGGUUCGAAGCAAUUCAACUGGACAUAAAUUUAAAAGUGAGUUUUUCUUCGUUGUUUUUUAUUAAUUCAGAAAAAAUAUAAAAUUAUAGCCAAUGAGGUAACCAAGGAGAAUACGACAUAUGUGAAUAUGGAAAGAGUUGGAGAUAGUGUUGGUCCACGAAAAGACGGCGAAUUUUGCUCACUUUGCACAUGUAAUUUACCAGUUAAAGUGAGCUACAAAGAUGUGCUUAUACUGGAACAAUUUAUGCGAGAAGAUGGAACUGUAUUACCUCGACAAUUGACUGGAUUAUGCAAAACACAACAAUUACGGGUUGAAAGAUGUGUUAUGCAAGCAUUUUGGUCAGGUCUUUUUGGUGAUAAAUUUGGAAAUGAAGCAGAUCGAGCAGGUUAUAAAAGAUUCAAUAGGUAAAUAGUGACGUCACAGUUUUCAUUAUUCAAAAUGUUCAUUUUUUCUUUAGGUAUUGGAAAAAUGAUAUGUCAAUGUAUCAAUUAGAAAAGAAAGAGAAAGAUGGAACAUGGUAUUACAUCAAACGAUAUCCAACCAAAAAUCAACAAUUGUUUAAAAAUCCUCUAAAUUAAUUCAGAUUUUUUUCUAGGUUUAGUUUGUUAUUAAAGUUAUUUGUUUUUUUUCUUUACUUAUUCUUAUUCUUUUUAAAUAUUCGUCUCAAAGCGAAUUAUAUUAUCUAUUAUUUUUUCAAAAUCUUAACUUAUUUUAUUCCUUUUGUUUCAGAUAACAAAUGUCAUUAUAAUGGAAAAAAGGGUUUUUGUGUGGCUGUAUAUAUUUUCGCUGGGAACUUGCUCUUUAAAUGAUUCCAGUGUUAUUGUCACAGAAUCAUCAUGUCCGAUGGUUUCGACAUGUGCUUGUAUAAAUGAGGAUAUACGAUUUAUUCAGUGUCAUUCAAUCGGACAUGAAACAUUGAAAGAAAUCGAGAAAAUAUAUGGGAAAAACAUUGAAACGCUAGAAAUUGAAAAAUGGGAAGAAUCUUUCAUUGAUUUCAAUAAUUUCACACAGUUUUCAAAGUUGCGAGAACUACAAAUAUUCAGUGAGUUUUUAAAUUCAAUUUUCAUCAUAAACAAUCUCUUUUUUCAUAGACAGUGAAAUUGAGAACAUUUUCAUUAAUUCAAGUAUCAAUUCUUUGGAGAAACUUGAAUUAGAAAAUGAUGAAAUUGAAAACGAUGAAAUAAUUUGUAAUCUACUCGAUUUUCUUCCAAAUCUCGCAUAUUUAUCGCUCACCAACAAUUAUUUGAAGAAGUUUGAUUGUUUCAAAAGUGCACUCAAACUAAAAACAUUGAAAUUGCGGAAGAAUUCAAUUGAAUUUGUUGAUUUGCCAGAUUCACUCGAAAAUCUCGAUAUUUCGUUCAAUUCUUUGACAAAUAUAGAAAAUAUUGCGAAAAACAAGAAAUUAGUCGAAUUGGAUUUGUCAUUUAAUAGAAUAAAUGAAUGGAAUGCUGAAUUGGAACUUCCAAAAUUGAAAAUAUUGAAUAUUUCUGGUUUGAGAAUCAAGAAAGGUUUUGGAUUAUAUGCACCAAGAUUAGAAGAACUUAUAAUGAAUCAAUCGAUUUUGAGAUAUCUGAACUUCUAUAAAAUUCGAACUGAAAAUCUCAAAAGAUUCUCCGCUACAAAAUCGAUAUAUCUCGAAUCAGUUGCCGGACGAAUUCCAGCGAAACUUGAAAAUAUGACGAUGACCGACACUCAAAUUAUGAAUCUUCCAGUUAAUUUUUUCGAGAAAAAACAACUCAAACUACUUUUUUCGUCUUCAAAUAUUCAGUGUGAACCGUGUGUUUUGAAAUGGUCUUUGCCAGUUUUUGAUCAAAUCGAUCUUCGGAAAAUUUGUAAUUUGACAAUGUAAGGUUUUUUUUUUCAAAAAAAAAGUUCAGGUUUCAAUAUUUUUCAGGAAAGAUAUAAAAAUAGCAAAUUGUUCAAUUGGAAUUGGGAAAUCACCAAUUAUUUAUGGCAAAUAUUCAGAUGAUACCCUUCUUCGAUGUUUUUACUACGGUGAUCCAAUUCCAAAAAUAACAUGGUAUCGAUAUCGACCAAGUGAAUUACUUGGAACAUAUGAUCCUGAUCAAAAUAUUAUUGAUUAUUCAAAUGUUACAAAUUCUUCACUACAAAGUUAUUCAAUUAUUGAUGGCGGACAUUUAUUAAUUCGAAAUCCAAAUCGAAGUCAUAUUGAAAGAUAUGUUUGUGUAGCUGAAAAUCAACAUGGAAAAGUUCAUGAAAUUAUCAAUUUCAGGUAAUUACAAUUUGAAGAAUUUGUCCCAAAAACUCUCCCAAUUUUUUCUUUAGACUUGAUUAUUCUGAUUGGUAUUCUUUCGAUGUUUUUCAUUCAGUAUUUUAUGGUGGUUUGGCAACUUCAUUAAUUGUUUGUUUUGUAUCAUUCCUUUUGAAUAUCACAUGGAUUUUGACGAGAAAAUCGGCACUUUGGUGGAUUCAAAGAGCUGAACGAUUAUCAAGAGUUCGUAAAAUGGUUGAAGCGAUGGAAAAAUAUCGAGUUCGUCAAAUGGAAUCGCUUCAUGAAAAAUAUACGAAACGUGUUCAAAUUGUUCGAGACAAUUAUCAUCAACAAGUUGAAGCACUGCGAGUCUCAUAUACGUCACAAUCCGAAAAAUUCCGAGAUUAUCGAGCUGCACAACUUGAAACUGUUAGUUCGCAUCUGGAAUCGAUGAGAGAUAAUUAUAAUACACAAUUAGCGAGAGUUCGAGAAUAUGGUGCUAAAAGAGCGGAUACAUUGUGGGAUAGUUAUGAGAAACAAGUGAAUCGAAUGAGAACAUUCAGUUUGCAACAUCGAUUGAAAUUGAUGAGACAAUAUAAAGUGAAACAGCGAUAUUUGAAUAAACUUUUGGAAUCAUUUCAAGCAAUGUCACCAGAACAACGAUUGGAGCAUGUAUGUUUUUUUUUUGAAAAAAUAAUUUUGUUUUUUGGAAAAAUAUUAAAUAAUUUCAGGAAGAUAAAAUCCGAGAAGCUCUUGAUAUUCCAAAUGAUCCGAUAGAUAUCGAUUCAGCUGGUGGUUCUCGAUUAUCUCGUUCAUCAUCUUUCCAUUCUCUUCCCGAAUAUUUGAUUGAUGAAAGAGGAAAUAUUCAACCUGGAAUACCUCCUUCUUCCCAAACAAUUCGUUUUUCAAAUAUUCAACCACUUCAAUCGCCUUCUUCAUCUUCAACUCCAUUACACAAUCAACCAUCAACUUCAUCUUCUUCUCCAAAGCCAUAA